AUGACAGAAUUAGAGUCAAAUAACAUAAAGCUUAAUCUAGCAGGUGUGGCUAUUGUGUCAGAGGAGCUAACUGAGGAUAGUUUUGAAACUUGGAAAAAUUGCUUGAAAAAUUAUUUCAUUGGGAAUGGGCUUUGGGAUGUUGUCUCUAAGGAAAGUAAACCAGAUAAGACAAAUAAACAUGAGCGUGAAAAAUGGAAGAAAAAGAAUGCUUUGGCUCUGCAUGCAAUUCAACUUUCAUGUGGAUCAGCAAUAUACUCUAAGUUUAAAGACCACAUUUCUGCUCACUAUGUAUGGACUCAUUUGACCGAGAGGGAUUGGGCUCAGGUUCGACAACCAGCACCAAGCUCAGAUCACGAUGAAGAGAGUCAUGUCGAAGAUAAUGGGUCGAGAAAGCACCUUGCUUACGAGCACUUAUACAAGGCAAUUGAAGAAGGUAAGUGGCAUUCUAUAGAAGAAAUCCUUCGGCAGAAUCAAGAUGCGAUUAGGGAAAUAGUUUCAUCACACAAAGAUACAGCUCUGCACAUUGCAAUUUUGUCUGGACACAUUGAAAUUGCAGAAAAACUUGUAAUCACGAUGGAUGCAGCUGACUUAGAACAGAAAAAUGAAUACGGAGCUACGGCCUUAUCUCUUGCUGCGAUCUGUGGUGCAAAGAAACUGGCCAAGGCAAUGGUAUGUAAGAACAAAAAAUUAGUUACAAUAGAAACUGCAGAUCAUGAAGAUGGGCAUCUUCCUGUGAUUGUGGCUGCAUUGUAUGGAAAAAAGGAAAUGGUUCGUUAUUUAUAUAAAGUGACGCCAAAAGAUGAGCUCAGUCCUGAAAAGGGUGAAAAUGGAGUCACACUACUCAAUUCCCUUAUUACUGCUGAAAUUUAUGAUGUUACUUCUAUGCUAUUGAAAAGGUAUCCAAAGUUGGGUGCUACCCGAGAUCAUGGUGGUAAUUACACACUCAAAAUAUUGGCUCACAAGCCUUCCGCAUUUCUUAGUGGGACUAAGCUUUCAUUUUGGGAAAGAUGGAUCUACCAUUGUGUAAGUGUACACACACCUUGGGACAACGAGCAUGUAGAAAUGCAAACAUCAGGUACUAGUGAUCAUCACAUCAUUCAAAUUGAUGAAUCAAGCGACGAAGAUCUGAUGGGAAGGAUUUCUAUGACUACUCGAGGCUUUGAUAACCAAGUACAUUUUGACACUCUAAGUAAAAUCCUGUUGUACAGCUCUAGAGUUGGUGCGCAAAUCCGGUUGGGGGAUAUUGCAAUUUCUUGUUCCAGAGAUCAAUUACAUACACCAGAGGAAGUUAGUCCAUGUCGAAGUUGUGAAAUUCCUAAGUCACGUGGUUAA
This is a messenger RNA of Olea europaea var. sylvestris, 1332 nucleotides long. RefSeq lists its product as uncharacterized. Bases 1 to 1332 code for a protein of 443 amino acids. The transcript is spliced from 7 exons. Lineage: Eukaryota; Viridiplantae; Streptophyta; Magnoliopsida; Lamiales; Oleaceae. The record is from RefSeq and is a predicted model, not a curated record. Gene Ontology annotation, molecular function: protein binding.